AUGAAUCGCGAUAAAGAAACGUCUACUUCAGCUGAAACAACUGAUUCAUCAAAAAAUAAACAGAGAGUAAGAGCCAAGAAAAGAAAACGUGAUUCGAGUGAGGAAGAAGAUGUCCUUCCAGAAAAUACUCUUGAAAUAGAAAAAAAUCUUCAUGCCUCAGCAUUAAAAAAUCAUUUAGAUGAUGUCAGUGUUAAGAAGAUUCUAAAGAAAGUGGUAACUAAUGAUCAUGUUCUGGCUUUCGUCAAACUUCGUGAAGAGGAAGAAAAUGUUGCAUGCCAGGAGAAUAUGCAACCAAAACUUACAAGGGCAAAAGCCAAGGAGUUAAUGAAAGCAUCACCCAAAUCUGCACCAUGGAAUUUAGAGCUGAUUCCAAUUAACCAUAUACCAUUUAAGACAAGACCUGAAGUGAAGGCAUUGAUAGCUCAGGAGCUACCUGAAGAUGAAGAUGAUGAAGAUUACCAGCCGACUCAUGAUGAUUUAGCAAGUGACGAUGACCACACCGCAUGCAGUGAUAUAGAUUCACAGCCUGCCACACCAGCAACGCCUAAAAGUCAAACAAAGUCCAGUCCCAAAGUUGUAAAAGAUGGGCCAUUCAAAGUUCCUCAGGAGACAGUAUCCCACGCUCGACGGCAGCUGGAUUUAGAAGAGGAAGCCACAAUCGCCCUCCGAACCCGUUCAAAACUUAGCCUCUCCGAAACGCCAAUAGAGCAUAUAGAAAGUUCCUUCAUACCACCCGAUGAUAUUCCCCUUCAAGAUGUUGAUGAUCUAUGGAACGAUUUCUUGAAAGACUGCCUCAAUCCAGGCCCAAAUACGAGACACGAAGACGAUGAUGAGGCGGACCCAGAAUAUAAUGUUGCUGCUGAUCCUGAUGCUGUUGAGGAAGAUGAAGAAUCUCUUGAAAAUAGCUUAAUAAAGAUAUCUAAAAAGGAACUAAAUGAUCUGGUCACAGAAUUGUUUAAUGUGAUGCCAGAAUCGCAAGUGACACAAGAUCUGACCGAUGCUACAAUUGUAAAUGGAACUCAGCCAAAUAUACCGUGGGAAGGAAAACAAGAACCGACUUCAGAUGACGAGGAAUCGUACCGAUCCUCUACGGGACUCGUUUUCGAAAAGCACGAUUCGGUCAGACUAUCAAUUGGCAAAAGUGAACCCCAAGACCCAGAUCAACAGACUAGUUGCUCAAAUGACAAAAACACUGUUACAGAACCAGCUCCGGUAAUUGUGAUAGAAGAAAUUGUGCUUGAAAACUCAGACGCACUAGAACCUCCCCCCGCGCUCCGAAGUGCACUAAAUGCGCCAGCCGAUACGAUAAAAGUGGAGGUCGACAGUAAUGUGAUAACGGAAACCCAGUUGCUGAUACUGCAACAACAGCUUCGGAUGCACAUUCAAAUAUGUGCGUCCAACUUCCUGCAGCUUUUCGUUCACCCCGUGCAUUGGAGUUUCGCACCGAAAUACAAGGAAUAUUUGGAAACUUUCAACAGUAUGGUUGGAAGUAAAGAGAAAUCCGUAGUGAAUGUUUGCAAUUUGAAACCAGCGCUGGAACUCGUUACGGCCUGGGAGAACACCGUUUCCCAGGAGACGCCGGAAAAUAAGAAAAUGGUUGAAUUCAUUCAAGGCGAAAUGGAUAAAUGCCGUCAGAAGAGCAAUACUAACAACGUAUAUGUAGCUGACUUCCCUGAGGAGGUGAAGAAGGUUAUUGCGAACAGUCCAGUCUUCCUCUAUCCUCAUCUUCUACCCGCGAUGGCUUACCGCUCUGAGACCAGGAAGCGUAACAAAUACCUACUAUCCGAAGACCAACUAAUAAUUCUAGGCUUAGAUCAAUGGUGGUCAUACGUGGAAGCGAACCCGGACCUCUUUCCGAUGGGCCCGAUCAUCAAUCCGCGGCACCGUUGGGGUCUCACCAUCACACUCGAUCUCAUCUGCAAAUAUAUGCUGCCCUGGCUCUCGCCGAGGACUUUGGCCUUUCACAUAGCCACUGUUAGAAGACAGAAAAGAAAAGACCACCCUAUCAUCAAAUACUUCAAAUCUCGUCACAUUGAACCCCUGACGCAUAGACUGAUACCGUUCAACCCUAAACUGACGUUGUACGAGCACCCCGAGUCUGAGAUGCCCAGGAUCUGGCUGCGGUACCUCGCUAAAAGCAGCAAGCGGUUCCGGACGUUCAUGAGCAAGAAACGUCAACCAGAGUGCACGCCUCGCGGCAUAGAAGUGGUGCCAGGCGAGAGUAUCAAGGAGAGAGUCACAGAGAAAGCUCCCCUACCCAUUACUUUCUCUGAAGUUUACAAGUGCAAUCGGAUCGACUGUCAUUCACCAAAACCAUCACCCACAGACAAACUUGACAUUGACAUUGAAAAGCAGAGCACAGAUAACAUAGUUCUACAAAUACAGACCGAAGGCACAGACCUCGAAACUGAUGAUAUGGAAAUAGAAAGAGAAAGUCCAGUAAUUGAGACGCCAAUAGACGCAAAUAAUACAGAUUCCCACUGCGCCUGCUGCGAUCUGUUGAGAAAUAUAUGUAAACACAGACAAACACGUAUAACAGAGUAUAUAAAAAAAUUUAACGCGAAAAUGAUGUGUCCAUGCCGCAGUAUCAAACAUCCAAAAGUCACUAAUAAGCUUAAACUGCUACUCACCUACUAUAAGAGUAGGUCUCAUAAUAUUUUUGCUGAUUUGAAAAGUAAAUUAGAUUCGCUGAAAGCAGUAAAGGAUGUUAAGAGGGUAGUAGAUUUGCGUAAAGAAAUUGAAGACAGAGACAACGAAGCAAAAGAUUUGGCGUUUGUAUCGUCGUUUCAAACGAGGCUAACAAUCCGCGAAAAUAAAGCUCGGAACCAACACAUUAAGAAGCGAAUUUUUAGCGCCUUAUCCCACUUCAAGCCAGAUGACGAAGACCCGCUGCAACUGAUGCAGGAGCUGUACAAAGCCUGUGACGUGGAUCUUGCGGAUAUGUACACAGAGUUCGUAGCCUUUCUAAAUCCAGAACAGGCGGACAAAAUCGAUAUGUUUCGUGAAUAUUUUAUACAGAACUGUAUGGAGGAUCUCGUUCGGAAGACUGAGGAAUUAGUAUCAGACACAGAGAAGAAAUCAGCAAUACUAAAAUAUCUGUUGUCGAUAUUUCGUAAUAAUCCAGAGGCAUGUGUUCUGUGUUCGGAGUUGCUGUACAGAAUGCGCGACUACCCUCAGUUAGCUAGAUAUUGUUUCUCCUUGUUCCCGCAUCGACGGAAAGGGUACAAUAAGGGACAUAAAAGUAUAAGGAAUCAAAUGACUCAUCCACAUGAUAUCAAAAUAAAUUCUGCAACAGAAAAAUAUGAUGACAAUAGCAAAUUAGUAAAGCAACCAUUUGUAAAAAUAUCUACACUUACUUUACCUGACCAAUCUGAAAACCCGAUUAAUGAAGAGAUCAACAAAAAUUUACCAGUGCCACCGUCCACUAUAAAAAUUACGACUCAAGAGGGCUUAAGUGAAGCUCACCAAGGGAAUAACAAUGAUUUGAUACCACAAAACCCUAAGACAACCAUACUAAUUUUAAACAAUGUUCCUUAUAUUGUUAACCCUAACACUGUAUUGCCGAGAAAUGAUGAUGUUAGACAAGAACAUAUAAUAGAAUCAAAUGUAACACAUAAUGUAAAUCUAAAUUUGCAAAAUAAUGUUACCAAAACAAAUCAUAUUAUAAUAAAAGAAGGAAAUAUAAUUGGAAGUGGUUCGGUAGAACUAACUUAUAUCAAUAGUGAAGGUGAGCAAGAGCCAAACCUGCCAGUUGAAUCACCAUUAAUCGUUAUUAAGCCACAAAAACCUUUACCAAAUGAUGUUAAUCAGAAAAAUGGAACUAAUUUAAGUAACAAUGGAUCAGGGCAAGCGCAAAAUUUAAUUAUCAAAGAAAUUGACAUUGUAACGCCUAAUAUUAUAGACACAGACAUAGAUAAUGAAAAUUAUACUCAACAGAAGGGUGUUAUUAUUUCUGAUGCGAACAGAGUACAAGAAACGGAAAAACUCAAACAGGAAAUCAAAUCUGAAGAUGAUGAUGUAGAUGUCGAACAAGAAGGAAAGUUGACCAUAUGUGAAGAUACAAGUCGAGCUGCGAUUACUUCUAGCGACGAUGAAACUAAAUACAUUGGGCCAGAUACGAAUAUCGCAUCGAACAAGAGUGAAGAUUUGAAGAUAAAGUUAUUGGAAGAGAAAGUCAAUGCAUCGAUUACCAAUAUAGUAAUUACCGAGGAAUUACAAACCAAGAAUGAGAUCGAAGAUAUGGAUCAAGAUCUGCUUGAUUCCAGCGCUGAAGAAUACGAGUGUGAGGUCGAAUGGAAGAGGGAAGAAGACAAAAUAAUACUUGAAAUUCUUCAACAACAUCUCACUCCACAAGAGAGAAAAGGCAAAUCAGUAAUAGAUUUCAUUGAAGAGAAGAACAUUCCGCAAACGAUCGCGGAUUUCCUAGAAGAUAGAUCUUUGCACGAUGUCAGAGAUAGAGUUUAUUAUCUGUUACGAAUUCUUGUUCUGAAUGAAUUGAAUUAA
Leptosia nina is the source of this 4503-nucleotide messenger RNA. NCBI's taxonomy places the organism in Eukaryota, Metazoa, Arthropoda, Insecta, Lepidoptera, Pieridae. The record is from the annotation of a GenBank genome assembly.